AUGCCCUUCGUCGGUACAGGUAGAUGGUCCCUACCGUUAUUCAUACUUAACAAUAAGAAACUCGAAGAGGAAAUGAUUGAACUUGGGAAAAUCCUUCAGCAGGAGAUAAAGUCCUCCAGUGAAACACGCACUGACAUAGAUAACCCUCAAGCGGCAUUCUGCCGCUUCAAGAGUAAAGCAAUUCAACUGUGCCGCUCAACAGCCAAGAGACUGAUACCAAUGAAGAAACAAAAGCUCUUGUCACAGCUCCGCGCAACCAACAAUGACCCGAACCUACCGGACGAGGAUAAACACAUCGUCAGUAUCGCACUGCAGGAUCAACUUAACCAAUUAGAAAUAAUUAAACAUGAUAAAACAAGAGACAAUCUUAUGGCGAGAAUGCGACUCGAAAACGAGUCCCCAGCAAGUAAACUCUGGGCUAAGUCAGGCAAAGAUCAGAAAUCGAGAGACACCAUCAUUGAACUAAAAACGUCAGACUCACCACCAGAGGCCCCAAUCUAUAUACAGCGUUCAGACAAAAUGUCAGAGCUGUCAAGAGACUACUAUGACUCACUCCAAAGGGAAGGCAUAUCACCAACAAACGAGAGAGAAGAAGCGCUGGAAUCCACUCUGAAUGCAAUCAUGAUUAAACUAUCCCCCCUGAACAAACAGGAACUUGCUAAAUCACUCACCAAAGCGAAUGUUGAGGAGGUUCUAAAACUCCUACCGAACGGAAAAGCUCCUGGAAUCAACAGUAUACCAUACGAGUUCUAA
Messenger RNA from Suillus fuscotomentosus, 753 nucleotides. RefSeq lists its product as uncharacterized. The coding region runs from base 1 to 753 and encodes 250 amino acids. NCBI's taxonomy places the organism in Eukaryota, Fungi, Basidiomycota, Agaricomycetes, Boletales, Suillaceae. The record is from RefSeq and is a predicted model, not a curated record. The transcript has a single exon.